This is a messenger RNA of Amorphotheca resinae ATCC 22711, 789 nucleotides long. RefSeq lists its product as hypothetical. The transcript is spliced from 2 exons. Gene Ontology annotation, cellular component: PAM complex, Tim23 associated import motor. Gene Ontology annotation, molecular function: protein homodimerization activity; adenyl-nucleotide exchange factor activity; protein-folding chaperone binding. Gene Ontology annotation, biological process: protein import into mitochondrial matrix; protein folding. The record is from RefSeq and is a predicted model, not a curated record. Bases 61 to 789 code for a protein of 242 amino acids. NCBI's taxonomy places the organism in Eukaryota, Fungi, Ascomycota, Leotiomycetes, Helotiales, Amorphothecaceae.
AACUACACUCUCUUCAUCAGACACGCGACAUCUCACAAAUCCCACACCAUAAUACCCGCCAUGAUCCAAAGAACAUUACUCCGAAGUUCCCGGUCAUUGACCUCAUGCAAACCCUCUACAUCCCGUGCCUCCUCGUUGAUCAGACCCCAAUUCAGAGCAGCAUUUGCGCCAGCGUCGAAGCCGCUCAUAGCUUCAAGAUGGUACGCUACAGAACCCGAGUCGAAGGAGGCAGCAAAAGAUGAAGCCGCUGCUCCGGAAGGGAAGGGGAAGGAGGCCGAGGCUGGAGCCGAGGAUUCAGCGAAGGAGCUGGAGGCGAAAAACAAGGAGAUUAUUGAGCUCAAGGACAGAUAUCUGCGCUCAGUAGCAGACUUCAGAAACCUUCAGGAGCGGACGAAGCGUGAUAUGCAGGCGGCGAAGGACUUCGCUAUCCAGAAAUUCGCAAAGGACCUGGUCGACACCGUUGACAACCUGGACCGAGCAUUGGGGACGGUGCCGGCAGAGAAGCUGAACGCGAAGGACAAAGAGGAGAAUCGGGACUUGAUUGCUCUCUAUGAUGGGCUUCGGAUGACCGAGACGAUCCUGAUGUCCACGUUGAAGAAGCAUGGGCUGGAGAGAUUUGACCCCAGUGUUGAGGGCGAGAAGUUCAACCCCAACGAGCACGAAGCAACAUUCAUGACGCCUAUGGAGGGUAAAGAGGAUAACACGGUAUUCCACACACAGCAGAAGGGCUUCAAGCUCAACGGCAGGAUCUUGAGAGCAGCCAAGGUUGGUGUUGUGAAGAACAACUAG